This is a messenger RNA of Cylicocyclus nassatus, 558 nucleotides long. Lineage: Eukaryota; Metazoa; Nematoda; Chromadorea; Rhabditida; Strongylidae. The record is from the annotation of a GenBank genome assembly.
AUGAAAGGAGUUGUUAUGAAGUAUAUUCUUGUUUCUGUCUAUGAUAGCAAGGCUAAAAUUUAUUCGCCUGUGUCUCAGGUUGAAAAUGAUACUGUUGCUACCCGUAUGUUUUCGGAUCUUGUGAAUAGUGCGGACUCUGUUAUUGAAGAUGGCCUUCUUGAAAAGGUUGAUCGUGUUGCGAUUUGUAAUGGUGUUGAUCUUAAGCAGGAUUUUAGGGAUGAGGCUGAUAUCAAUAAGCUGGUUAAUCGGUUUUCUGAAACUGGCCAGUUUUAUGACCCCUUGACUAAUCAGAAUGCUUCUCAGCGUCAGCCAAUGUUUGGUGAUUUCACUUGUGCGCCUGAUUAUCAGGCCGCUUGUGAUCUUGUUCUCGAAGCAAACGCACGGUUUGAGGCUCUUCCGUCUGAUGUACGCGAACGUUUCGGCAAUGAUCCUGCCAAGCUCCUCGCGUUUCUCGAUGAUGAUGACAAUAGAGCUGAGGCGGUCAAGCUUGGUCUCGUUAACGCACCGCCAGAGCCGCCGACGACGCCGCCGACGACGACGGCGCCUGUGACGGAGUAA